This is a messenger RNA of Alosa alosa (allis shad), 8593 nucleotides long. It is a transcript of the gene srgap3, whose product is annotated as SLIT-ROBO Rho GTPase activating protein 3. The record is from RefSeq and is a predicted model, not a curated record. Gene Ontology annotation, molecular function: protein binding. Gene Ontology annotation, biological process: negative regulation of cell migration; signal transduction. Lineage: Eukaryota; Metazoa; Chordata; Actinopteri; Clupeiformes; Clupeidae. Gene Ontology annotation, cellular component: cytoplasm.
UAAUCUCAGAUCGCCCAGUCACCGAAUCACACGCGCUGUUCCUGUUUAGUAUAUGGACACAUACGAAUUACAAUGAACGCACCCUUCGGAAUGGACGCACGCGUAAAGUUUAGUACUUUGAUGCUGAUUAUUUCCUUGAUUUAACCUGAAGAUUUUGUGUUGCUGCUGUUUUUCCCUGGUUGACUUUUUGCGCUGGAUGGCUAUCACAAGAAAGGAAAAGCACCCGUUCCUCUCCGCUAUAGCAUAGCACUUUCUGCCCCAGGGAGUAACCAUAAGCAAAGAUCUAUCAAUGCAGGUGAGCGUGACGAGUCGUUCUUAGAACUGCAAAUCCCUGUUAAUUUACGGCACUUUGGGGGAAGAGGACAGAAUCAAAAGGGUCUCAUAGGUAUUGAACAUAAGCUAGUAGCCUAAGACGCAGAUACAAAGCACGGGAGAAGAGGAGAGAGAAAACACUGCAAGCUACGAGAGAUCACUUUAAGGAGCUUUCGCCCCAAAGCCUCGACAUCUCACUGGACCCUACUACAUUCAUACCUCAGGAAACAUGUCAUCUCAAACUAGAUUCAAGAAGGACAAAGAAAUAAUCGGAGAAUAUGAGACACAAGUCAAAGAGAUCCGGAACCAGCUGGUGGAGCAGUUCAAGUGUCUGGAGCAGCAGUCGGACGCGCGUAUCCAGCUGCUGCAGGACCUUCAGGAGUUCUUCCGCCGCAAGGCCGAGAUCCAGCUGGAGUACUCGCGCAGCCUGGAGAAGCUCGCCGAGCGUUUCUCCUCCAAGAUCCGCAGCUCCCGUGAGCACCAGCAGUUCAAGAAAGACCAGCACCUGCUGUCCUCUGUGAACUGCUGGUACUUGGUCCUGAAUCAGACGCGCCGGGAGAGCCGGGACCAUGCCACCCUCAACGACAUCUACAUCAACAACGUCAUCGUGCGCCUGUCCCAGAUCUCCGAGGACGUCAUCCGGCUCUUCAAGAAGAGUAAAGAUAUCGGGAUCCAGAUGCACGAAGAGCUGGUGAAGGUGACAAACGAACUCUACACUGUGAUGAAGACGUAUCACAUGUACCACACGGAGAGCCUGAGCGCCGAGAGCAAGCUGAAGGAGGCCGAGAAGCAGGAGGAGAAGCAGUUCAGCAAGUCGGGCGAGCUCAACGUCAACCUGCUGCGCCACGAGGACCGGCCGCAGCGCCGCAGCUCUGUGCGCAAGAUCGAGAAGAUGAAGGAGAAGAGGCAAGCCAAGUACUAUGAGAACAAGCUGAAGUGCACCAAGGCACGCAACGACUACCUGCUGAACCUGGCGGCAACCAACGCGGUGGUGGCGAAGUACUACAUCCAUGACGUCUCCGAUAUGAUUGAUUGCUGUGACCUGGGCUACCAUGCCAGCCUGGCCCGCACCUUACGGACAUACCUGUCAGCCGAGUACAGUCUGGAGACGUCCAGGCAUGAGGGGCUGGACGUUAUCGAGAACGCCGUGGACAACCUGGACCCUCGCAGUGACAAGCAUAAGCUCAUGGACAUGCACAACCAAGUGUUCUGCCCGCCCAUGCGCUUUGAGUACCUGCCCCACAUGGGGGACGAGGUGUGCCAGGUGAGUGCCCAGCAGCCUGUUCAGACAGAGCUGCUGAUGCGCUACCACCAGCUGCAGUCCCGCCUGGCCACGCUCAAGAUCGAGAACGAGGAGGUACGGAAGACCCUGGACGCCACCAUGCAGACCCUACAGGACAUGCUGACUGUAGAGGACUUUGACGUGUCCGACGCCUUCCAGCACAGCCGCUCCACAGAGUCCAUCAAGUCUGUGGCCUCCGAGACCUACAUGAGCAAAGUCAACGUGGCCAAGAGGAGGGCCAACCAGCAGGAGACCGAGGUCUUUUACUUCACUAAAUUCAAGGAGUACCUCAAUGGCAGCAACCUCAUCAUCAAGCUACAGGCCAAGCACGACUUGCUGAAGAGCACCCUGGGAGAAGGAGAAAGGGCUGAAUGUGGAACUACGAGGCCCCCAACCCUCCCCCCUAAGCCACAGAAACUACGAAAGCCUAGACCACGCUCCGUCUAUAACCAUAAGCUGUUUAACGGCAAUAUGGAGACCUUCAUCAAGGAUUCCGGUCAACCCAUUCCAUUGGUUGUUGAGAGCUGCAUCCGCUACAUCAACCUAUAUGGCUUGCAACAACAAGGCAUAUUCCGAGUCCCAGGAUCUCAGGUCGAAGUUAAUGAUAUUAAGAAUUCAUUUGAGAGAGGUGAGGACCCCCUGAUCGACGACCAGAACGACCACGAUAUCAACUCUGCGGCUGGGGUCUUGAAGCUGUACUUCAGGGGCCUGGAGAACCCCCUUUUCCCCAAGGACUUCUUGGACCUGAUCUCCACCGUCAAACUGGAGUCUUCAGCUGAAAGAGCUCAUCACAUUCAGCAGAUCAUCGUGACUCUUCCUCGUACCGUGAUCAUCGUCAUGAGAUACCUGUUCGCAUUCCUCAAUCACCUGUCCCAGUACAGUGACGAGAACAUGAUGGACCCCUACAACCUGGCCAUCUGCUUCGGCCCAACCCUCAUGCCCAUCCCGGACGGCCAGGACCCUGUAGCGUGCCAGGCCCAAGUCAAUGAGGUCAUCAAGACCAUCAUAAUCCACAACGAGCUCAUCUUCCCCAGCCCGCGCGAGCUGGACGGUCCGCUCUAUGAGAAGUGCAUGACCGGAGGAGAGGAGUACUGUGAUAGCCCCCACAGCGAGCCCGGGACCAUCGAUGAGGCAGACAACGGCACUGAGCCCCACACCAGUGAUGAUGAAGUAGAGCAGAUUGAAGCCAUUGCCAAGUUUGACUACACGGGUCGCACCCCGCGGGAGCUGUCCUUCAAGAAGGGGGCGUCGCUGCUGCUGUACCACCGCGCUUCGGAGGACUGGUGGGAGGGUCGGCACAAUGGCGUCGACGGCCUCAUCCCACACCAGUACAUCGUGGUGCAGGACCUAGAUGAUGCGUUCUCAGACAACCUCAGUCAGAAGGCUGACAGUGAGGCCAGCAGUGGGCCAGUGUUGGACGACAAGAGUUCGUCCAAAAAUGACCUGCAGUCUCCCUGUGAACACAACCCAGAGUACCCCUUCGGUGGCGUUAUGGGACGGGUGCGGCUGCGCUCGGACGGGGCAGCGAUACCUCGCCGCCGUAGUGGUGAGACCCAUAGUCCCCCGAGAGGCACGGACACUCCCCCGCGCGCUGCCGCCUGUCCCAGCAGCCCCCACAAGGUGGCUGUGAGCCGCGGGCGCAUCGAGAGCCCAGAGAAGAGGCGUCUGGGCACGUUCGGCAGUGCCGGCAGCAUCAACUACCCGGACAGGAAGACCUACCCGGAGGGUCACCCACUCAGGCCCGUCCCCGGGGCCACACGCCACAGCAGCCUCGGAGACCACAAGUCCCUGGAGGCCGAGGCCUUGGCUGAGGACAUAGAGAAGACCAUGAACACAGCGCUGCACGAGCUCCGUGAGCUGGAGCGCCAGAACACGGCCAAGCAGGCGCCGGACGUGGUGCUGGACACGCUGGAGCCGCUCAAGAACCCGGCCAGCUCGGAGCCGGGCAGCCCUCUGCACACCAUCGUCAUCCGCGACCCGGACGCCGCCAUGCGCCGCAGCUGCAGCGGCUCCAGCAGCGAGAUGAUGACCACCUUCAAGCCGGCGCUCUCGGCCCGCCUGGCCGGGUCCCAGUUGCGCCCGCCACCCAUGAGACCCCAGCGCCCCGCUCCACCACAGCAACCGCACCACCACCACCACCGCCACCACCACCAACCGGGGCAGGGCCAGCCGGGACCGGGCCACCGCUCCAGUAGCUCAAGCUCCUCUGGGGUGGGCAGCCCCGCCGUCACCCCCACCGAGAAGAUCUUCCCCAACAGCAGCGCCAAUGCUAACGCUAACGCUAACACGGCCGCCGCCAAUGAUAAGUCGGGCACUAUGUAGUGGCCAGACUGGUUAGGGGUCUGCCCCGUCCUGGAGGCCUGGCGAACGGCUGCUGCAUCUGGCCACCGGAAGCCUGAUGCUGUUCCUCUGACAAGAGGGAAGAAUGAAAUUGCAAAAGGAAGCAAAAGAGUUCUUGGUCCUCUGUCAGGUUUUUCCUCAAAGUUAUAAUUAGCCCUUCUCUCCCUCUCUCCACUAAAAUUCUCCUCCUUCUGAAGGUGAACAUGGGUUGCCAUGGUGACCAACCCUGUGGAGAAGCUGAAAAAUGCUCACAUUCUAACAGAGAUUCAUGAAGCACAGGUGAAACAUAAUAGAGGUGGAAAAAGACAUGCCUGUUUUUGUUUUCCUACCUUCCUUUAGACACCUUUAAUUUUACCUCAGAAAUAAUUCCAUUAAUAAAUUCAGUAUAUUUGGCUAGGUCCCAUUCCUCUAGACCUUUUGUUGACUGUUUAUAGAGCAAUAUAUUGUUAUGGCAUUAGUAUUUUUUUUUCCUCCUGCACUGGUUAUCCAGAGAUCUCUCUCCAUGACGGGGGGACAAAUUAGCUCCCCCUGGUUUGAAGGGAAGUUCUGAGGCAGUCCUGCUCUCCUAAACUGGAUUAUAAAUGUACAUUUAGACUACCAGACUUCUCAAAGACUGUGACCAAAACGGCAUCUUGCCUUUGAGCUGUACCUGUACAUAGAGACUUCCUGUACUUGAAAUUGUAAUGCCUUUUGUUUGUAGUAUAAGGGAUGUUCAACUAAGUAAUUACAAUACAUAGCCAAGUUGUAAACAUAAUGUAUGAGAUGCAGAAAACUGAAACCAUAUACCAACUAAUUGUAAGAAACCUGUGGUAUAAAAAUAAUUGUGUAGUUUAACUUGUAUAUACAGUAACUCCUGAGUAGAUUUUUUAAGUGUUAAUCUUGUAUAGUCUAAGACAGACCAGGCAAGGACAUGACAAUGGGAUUUUUCCCAUAGAGCAGGCAAACAACCCACCACCAAGCAACCAGCAAACCAUAGAUGGAAAAACAAUUCCUGAUCUGUUUUCUCUCCCCCAUUUCUGCAUGAAUGGGCCACAGAAAAUGAUUUGGAGUAGAGCUCAUCCCACACAUUCUGCAUCACAUUUCAGAGUAUUCCAGUAAUGCAUUAACCACUAAUGCACACACACACAAUGUUCGUCAUGUACAGUAUCAUUAAAAAGGUUAAUUACAUUUUUCUUCAUUCAGCAUUGUUAAUUAUCAUCCAAUAUCAUCAAAAUUGGAAUCACACUCUUUAUUCUUGGACGGUGAAACAGACUAAAAGCGAACCCUACUCUGUGAUGUACUGUAUGUCAGUAGAUUAUUCAUUCAUUUGAUGAAGUCAUGAUAGAUCUGGGCCCGUAUUCACAAAGAAUUUUAAGGUUAAAUGUAGCUCCUAACUGGCAAAUUUAGGAGUAACUCCUAAAAAUAAUGGAUGUGUCAAUCUUAACUUUAGGACAGCAUUUUUGUGCUGAAAGUACCAUCAUAAAUCUAUGAGUUUAGAAGUAGUCGAUAGGACUCCUAACUCACUAAGACCAAUUAACAACAGAUUGGAAAGUAGCAGUUUGUAUCAUUCCCCGACACAGUGUUUUGAAAUGUCCACAUUACAAUGUUUUGCUCAUGCAAAGUCAAUUACACGAGAUCUGAACCCCAAGGGAAUAACUGUGUAGCCUGAGAGGGAUGGAAUAACGCCACCAGCAACAACUAAAACCAUUGUCAACAUGUAAACUAAAUGUGGGCUUAAAUUGUAUUGUUUAUCAAAUUAAAUGAAGCUACUUGCUCUCUUUACUAUGCAAAUGUGUAAUCAUACAGAUGCAUUUUAUCAACUAAAGAUACUGUGCCAAUCCAUAGUGUAUUCCAUCACUGUGUUACUGUAGCCUUAUCUUAGGAGUUGUCAUUUGUAAUUUUUUACUAAAAGUUGGUCUCAGCAGCUUUGUGAAUAGGUUUUAACAGAAAACUCUUUGUUAACAACUUUUCAUGCGAUUCCAGGAGUACUCUUAGUGAACAGAUGAAAUACUUUGUCAAUAUGGGCCCUUGUCUUCAGCUAAAGAGUGUUUUAACAGAAUCAUGUUAACAAAGGCUGAAGUGAUGCCCUGCCCUCUUCAACCCAGAGAAUUACUCACUGAGGCUCCAUCUUAUGCUCUCUGUCUUGGAAAGCACGGGAUUGCAGCAGCACUGCUGCUCACUCACCCAGUCACUCACACACUCACUCACUCACUCUGUAAACAAGGAUUGGUAUGAUAGUGAUACACUCUCAUGGGCUUGCCUCUUGGUGUGUGUCUGUGUGUCUGUGUGUGUGUGUGUGUGUGUGUGUGUGUGUGUGUGUGUGUGUGUGUGUGCGCGUGCACACGCGUCACUAGUGUGAACUCAUCCAGUGAGCCUAUUGUUAUGGAUCGGAGAACUCACAGUGCCUGAACCCCUGGUGUGGAGGUUCUUCUGGGCCUUGUUUUUUUUUUUUUUUUUUUUUAAAGUCCACCUACGCAGACGGGAAGGCCUGAACCCCAUGCCGCCAGAGCCUCUUUCACAUGCCCCCAAUCUGUCAUCCUAGCUUCUUCUCAGAGGUGCCCGUCUAUGCCUACUGAUAGGAUAGAGAGAAAUACUCACUCAUGUACGAAAUAUUUGCCUGAUUGACCCAGAUAUGCAAUCAGAUGGACUCCAAUGAGAUCUUUGGACACGGUCCCUGCCUGGCACCUAAUUUAGCAUGUCACUUUCAGGCAGCUUCACAGAAGCCUCUUGCUUGUUGGGGUCUCAUAGAUGUUAUGCCUGUAUUACCACUUACAGUACAAUGCUGGAAAAAUAUAGUUUUGUUUACUUUCGAAAUUUGAUCAAACGGGCAGCCUUGCUUCAGCAGAUCUGAGCACAGUUCUUGUUUUUGUUUUUUCUUUUGCAGUGUCACACAUCAACCGAUGUUCACGUCCCUGUGUCAUUCCUCAUCUCAUAAUCACUGAAUUAAAUACUCAAUAAAUAGGAAUCAUGUUGAAAAAACGAGAUGUCCAAUGCCACUCCUGCUGGUAGCAUGUUGAAUAGACACCAAGGCUUCCCUGUAGUUUCUGUAAUCUCUGCUGAUAACUCGCUUAGACAAUACAAACACAUACUCAUAACCUGCAUGGUCACUAUAGAGGAGGAGAAAUGUCUCUUUGUGCAAACAACUGCCACUAUUAGUAACAAUGAUUUGUGCUCCUUUAUUCUUAAAAUCGCACAAGCACAUGAAGAGUAUGUCUUCUUUUACAGAGACAGGCAUGUUCAGACCUAAUAGGUCAAUGAUAUCCGGCUGAUGAUGUGUAGGGCCUUGAUGGAUCCAAAUAUAACAGAAACAGGUGCAGUUUAAUUUCAAAAGCACGUUUCCUCUUUAUUUUUUGACAGGUGUAGGCUACACUUGGGUUCUCUAUGAAAGGUUUUUUUUUCUUCUAAAAAUCAUAGUCUUGCUGAGGAUUGCAAGACUGUGAUUAUGCCUAUCUAGUCAUCCUUGAUGCUGUGAUCAUGUGGCCCAAUGAAGGUUCUAAUGCCCUCUAGUGGCUUUGAAGAUAAUCAAUGGGGGAUUCAAGUGAAGCUUGGAAUGGCAUAUCAGACUGGUACAUGAGCGCCCACUGCAGGCCACUGCAGGUACUAGUCCCUUUAGCAUCAUUUCCGUGUAGCUCUUUGGGGGACAUCUCAGGAGGAAGCCACAUUAGGUCAAUCUGUUUUUUUUUUUUUUAUCUUUUGGAUAUUUUAGUUUUUAUCAUUCCUGUCUUUUUCAAACUUUGCAUGCAUGUAUUGUUUUCUUCAUUAACAAGAUUGCACAUGCCCAAAAGGAAAGCACAGACUUCAGCCAUCGACAUAUUCCAACUGUCUCCAUCAUGAUCUAUUUGUUUUUAUCAUUUAGACAUUUACAAGUGCCUUUGGUGCACAUCAUUCGUUGAUUACAGACUUGCAUAUUUUUUUGGAGAAGUAAUAUGUUUUCUUUAAUAAUCGUACAUGCCUCUGUAAUGAUUAAGUGCAUUCCCAAACUAACUGUUAAAUCAGAGACCGCCCUCUGUAUGAACUCUGUAUGAAGUAAGACAUUUUAAUAGCCUAAAACCUUGCCUGUGCUGUCAACAAAGUUAGAAUUAUUUUAUGAUUUUUAAUAUUUUCGGAUUUUUGUAGGGAUCGUGUCAAGGCCCUUCGUAAAAUCCUGCCGUCUCGUGGACGUAAUCGCUCUCCUCUCUCCAUUUCUGCCUCUUAAGACCUCUGACUGUGUCACAGUGGAGCUUUGCAAUCCUUAGCAGUAUGCUUAUUCUACCUAGUGAAUGCAUUGCAGUAUUAAAGGCUUGGUGAGCCUGUUUGAGGAUCUUGCCACUUGCACGGUUACAAAAAGCACUCGACACACCCUUACUGUGGUGCUUACGGAAAUAGGCAUCAUAUCUGUCUUAGGUUUUGAGUUUAGGAAUGUAUGCUAACACAGGUUGUAUUGUAUGUUUGCUAACAUGCCAAGCUCUUUCUUUUUUGAUUUCUGAGCUCACCUCUCACAUGACCAAACUGGCUGGCUGUCUGUGGCAUAGGUUGUGAAUCUCUGUCAUACUCUUUUGCCCUUUCGUGUCAAGUGAACCUGUCUGUGAAAUGAGUGUCUGAGUGGUUGAAUUCCCUGUGAUGUAAAUGUACACCAUGCCACUGAUUGGAUGUGAAGAAUCCUGAUGUUUAAAUAAAUACAAAUUACUUUUUUGCCCUCCA